CUUUUUUCAGUUAUCCUAUUCUACACUGGAAGAAUCCAUAACUCUCAUUCUUCAUUUGUGCUUCUCUUUUUUUUUUUUCUUGUUUUCCUCCUAAUAUAUCCCAGCAUAUUCAAAUUCGAGUCCCGUUCGAGGAGUUUGCAGAAUAGGCCCUCGAUUUGAUUAGAAUAUACACGACGAUACAGCCAAAAAUAUCAUGUACGGGACAUCAACAGGCCCUCAGACGGGCAUUAAUACUCCUCGUUCUUCACAGUCUUUGCGGUCUCUCGUUCUCACGCAUGGCUCUCUGGAAUUUUCUUUCCCGGUGCCCACUUCUCUUCACUUUCAUGCCUCGCAAUUGAAAGACACUUUUACCGCUUCUCUACCAGAGCCCACAGACGAGCUGGCCCAGGAUGACGAGCCUUCCUCGGUCACCGAGCUGGUUGCACGGUAUAUUGACUACGUCGCACGCGAAGUCGAAGAGGGCGAGGAUGACGCUCAUGGGAUCUAUCUGGAGGUCUUGAAGCUGGCCCUGAACGAAUUUGAACGUGCUUUCAUGCGUGGCAAUGAUGUCCAUGCGGUUGCCGCCAGCCUUCCGGGUAUCACAGCCAAGAAGAUCCUUGUGGUGCAGGCCUACUAUGCCGGCAGAGCUGCAAUUGGCCGCCAGAUGAAGCCAUAUGAGUCCGCCUUGCUCAGAGCAGCGUCAGAUGGGACAGCUAGCAUAUACACGGUUUUCGGCGGCCAAGGCAAUAUUGAAGAAUACUUCGACGAAUUGCGAGAGGUUUAUACGACAUAUCCUUCGUUAGUGGAAGAUUUAAUCUCCUCUUCUGCCGACUUGUUGCAGUCCCUCUCCCGCCAGUCCGAGGCGAGCAAGCUCUACCCCAAGGGGAUGGACAUCCUCAAAUGGCUUCACGACCGCGACUCGCAACCAGAUACAGACUACUUAGUUUCUGCUCCAGUCAGUCUACCAUUAAUCGGGCUUGUGCAAUUGGCUCACUAUAUGGUCACCUGCAAAGUCCUGGGCAGACAGCCCGGCGAAAUCCUGGAAAGAUUUAGUGGAACCACUGGUCACUCCCAGGGCGUCAUCACAGCCGCUGCCAUUGCCUCUGCGACUUCCUGGGAAGCAUUUAGCGAAGCAGCCAAGAAUGCCUUGAAGAUGCUCUUCUGGAUCGGCGCUCGAAGCCAGCAGGCCUAUCCUCGCACAUCUAUCGCACCAUCCGUACUGCAAGAUUCGAUUGAAAAUGGGGAGGGUGUGCCCACUCCCAUGCUGUCUAUCCGGGACCUCCCUAAAUCUGCCGUUCAGGACCACAUCGACGCAACGAACCAACAUCUCCCUGCCGAUCGUCAUAUUUCGAUUUCGCUUGUGAAUAGUGCUCGAAAUUUUGUCGUCACUGGACCCCCUCUGUCUCUCUACGGUCUUAAUUUACGACUGCGCAAAGUCAAAGCACCUACAGGCUUGGAUCAAAACCGUGUACCCUUUACACAACGUAAAGUUCGUUUUGUUAAUCGAUUCCUCCCUAUCACAGCACCGUUCCACAGCAAGUACUUGGUGUCUGCUUACGAUCGUAUUCUGGAGGACUUGCGCGGGAUCGAGAUCUCGGCAAAGUCGCUUGUGAUUCCGGUUUAUGAUACUAAAACCGGCGAUGAUCUCAGGGCAGUAUCUCAGGGCGAUGUUGUCCCGGCGUUGGUUCGCAUGAUUACUCAUGAUGCAGUUAAUUGGGAAAAGGCGACCGUUUUCCCUGGUGCCACCCAUGUUGUUGAUUUCGGCCCCGGUGGUAUCUCUGGUUUGGGAGUACUGACAAACCGCAACAAAGAUGGUACUGGGGUCCGCGUCAUCCUGGCUGGUGCUAUGGACGGUACUAAUACUGAGGUUGGCUACAAGCCGGAACUGUUUGAUCGUGACGAGCAUGCUGUCAAGUACGCAGUCGAUUGGGUCAAAGAACACGGGCCUCGCCUGGUGAGGACCUCAGCUGGCCAGACCUUCGUCGAUACCAAGAUGAGCAGGCUUUUGGGCAUUCCACCCAUUAUGGUUCCCGGUAUGACACCGACCACAGUCGCCUGGGAUUUCGUUGCGGCAACCAUGAAUGCUGGAUAUCAUAUCGAACUUGCCGGUGGCGGCUAUUUCAUGCCCAAAUUAAUGGAGGAUGCUAUACUCAAGAUUGAGAAGGCCAUCCCACCAGGGCGCGGCAUAACCGUGAACCUGAUAUAUGUCAACCCCCAGGCGAUGGCUUGGCAAAUCCCUCUCAUAGGGAGGCUGAGGGCUGAUGGUGUUCCUAUCGAAGGCCUCGCAAUUGGUGCUGGCGUUCCCUCUAUUGAAGUUGCCAAUGAGUACAUCCAGACGCUUGGUAUCAAGCAUAUUGCCUUCAAGCCAGGGUCGGUAGAUGCCAUCCAACAGGUCAUCAACAUCGCCAAAGCAAACCCUAAGUUCCCCGUCAUCCUUCAGUGGACCGGUGGCCGGGGUGGAGGACACCACUCCUUUGAAGACUUCCAUCAACCGAUCCUGCAGAUGUAUAGCCGGAUUAGAAGGUAUGAUAAUAUUGUCCUUGUUGCUGGAAGUGGUUUCGGCGGCUCUGAGGAUACCUAUCCUUACCUUACCGGAGACUGGUCUUCCCGUUUCGGCUAUCCUCCCAUGCCGUUUGAUGGAUGCCUCUUUGGUAGUCGCAUGAUGGUCGCAAAGGAAGCUCACACUUCUACGGACGCCAAAAAGGCCAUCGUCGACGCGCCUGGCCUUGAUGAUGCGCAGUGGGAGGAGACUUAUAAGGGGCCUGCUGGUGGUGUCGUUACCGUUCUUUCAGAGAUGGGUGAGCCGAUUCACAAGUUGGCUACUCGAGGUGUCUUGUUCUGGCAUGAGAUGGAUCAGAAAAUCUUCAAAUUGGACAAGGCCAAACGUUUGCCGGAACUCAAGAAGCUGCGGGGCUACAUCAUUAAGAAACUGAAUGACGAUUUCCAGAAGGUCUGGUUCGGCCGAAACGCCGCUGGCGAGGCGGUCGACCUUGAGGAGAUGACAUACGCAGAGGUUGUACACCGCAUGGUCGAGCUGAUGUAUGUUAAGGCCGAGGCUCGGUGGAUCGACGACUCUCUGAAGAGGCUGACGGGCGACUUCAUCCGUCGCAUCGAAGAGCGGUUUACCACGGCUGAAGGCCAACCAUCUCUUCUACAAAACUAUUCAGAACUCAAUACACCGUACCCGGCGAUUGAUAACAUCCUUUCCGCAUAUCCCGAAGCGGCCACCCAAUUAAUCAAUGCUCAGGAUGUCCAACAUUUCCUUCUGCUUUGCCAGCGACGGACGCAGAAGCCAGUACCGUUUGUUCCUGCACUGGAUGAAAAUUUUGAAUUCUAUUUCAAGAAGGACUCUCUUUGGCAAAGCGAGGAUUUGGCGGCUGUCGUGGGCCAAGAUGUCGGGAGGACUUGUAUUCUGCAAGGCCCCAUGGCGGCCAAGUUCUCAACCGUCAUCGAUGUACCUGCAAAAGAUAUCUUGGACGGCAUUCACCAGGGACAUAUCAAAGGCCUCAUCCGCGAUAUCUAUGGAAGCGACGAGUCCAAGAUCCCUGUCAUCGAAUACUUCGGAGGCCGUCUCAACGAGUCUGUGGCUGAGCCUGAUGUCGACGGUCUUACAGUUUUUAAGGAUGGGAACAAGAUGACUCUCCGCUUGUCUUCGGCACCUUCGGCUAACCUGCCUGACCCUGACCGCUGGCUGCGUCUCCUUGCUGGCAGCACUCCUUCCUGGGUGCAUGCCUUCUUUUUGGCUGACGUUUUCGUCCAAGGGCAUCGCUUUGAGACGAACCCAGUGAAGCGCCUCAUUGCGCCUACUGGGGGUAUGUAUGUCGAGAUUGAAUAUCCCGGGGAUCCCUCCAGAACGAAGAUCACCGUCAAUGAACCGUGCCAAUCUGGGAAGCUCGUCAAGACCCUCGAUGUGAGGUUGAAUGAUAAAGACCAGAUCUCAUUAACCUUGUACGAAAAUAGAACGGCGGAAGGUGGCGAAGUUCCUCUCAGUUUUCUGUUUACGUAUCAUCCCGAGGCAGGAUAUGCGCCUGUCAGGGAGGUCAUGGACAGUCGCAACGACCGCAUCAAGGAGUUUUACUACCGUGUUUGGUUUGGCAAUAAGGAAGUGCCAUUUGACACGCCGACAACUGCUACGUUCAAUGGUGGCCGUGAGACAAUCACUUCUCAGGCAGUCGCCGAUUUCGUCCACGCUGUUGGUAACACCGGCGAGGCUUUCGUUGAGCGUCCAGGAAAGGAGGUCUUUGCCCCCAUGGACUUCGCUAUCGUUGUUGGUUGGAAAGCAAUCACCAAGCCUAUCUUCCCUCGCACCAUCGAUGGUGAUCUAUUGAAACUAGUCCAUCUAUCGAACGGAUUCAAGAUGGUUCCCGGCGCGCAGCCUCUGAAAGUUGGCGACGUUCUGGACACCACUGCCCAGAUCAACGCUGUGAUCAACCAAGACUCUGGAAAGUUGGUUGAGGUCUGUGGAACUAUCAAGAGGGAUGGCCAGCCCAUUAUGCAUGUUACCAGCCAAUUUCUCUACAGGGGAGCGUAUUCUGAUUACGAGAACACCUUCCAGCGGAAAGAGGAGGUGCCCAUGCAAGUUCACUUAGCCUCCACUCGGGAUGUUGCGGUUCUCCGUUCCAAGGAGUGGUUCCGCUUGGAUGAGCCCAAUGUGGAACUCUUGGGUCAAACGCUGACCUUCCGUCUUCAAAGUCUGAUCAGAUUCAGGAACAAGUCUGUUUUUAGCCAAGUUCAGACGAUAGGCCAAGUUCUCCUAGAACUUCCUACGAAAGAGGUUAUUCAAGUUGCCUCUGUCGAUUACGAGGCUGGAACAUCUCGUGGAAACCCCGUCAUUGACUAUCUCGAACGAAAUGGGACGUCAAUCGAGCAACCCGUCUACUUCGAAAACCCCAUUCCUCUCAGUGGGAAGACUCCACUUGUUCUGCGAGCGCCAGCUUCCAAUGAAACUUAUGCUCGAGUCUCUGGAGAUUAUAACCCGAUCCACGUCUCUCGCGUUUUCUCUCGUUACGCGAACCUUCCUGGGACUAUUACUCAUGGGAUGUACACUAGUGCCGCUGUUCGCAGUCUGGUUGAGACUUGGGCUGCUGAGAACAACAUUGGCCGUGUUCGUGGAUUCCUCGUGUCGCUGGUGGGCAUGGUACUGCCAAAUGAUAUCAUCAAUGUCAAACUCCAGCAUGUUGGAAUGAUCGCUGGCCGCAAGAUUAUCAAGGUCGAAGCCAGCAACAAGGAGUCUGAAGAUAAGCUUCUUCUUGGAGAAGCCGAGGUAGAGCAACCUGCGACUUCCUACGUAUUCACUGGCCAGGGCUCCCAGGAGCAAGGCAUGGGUAUGGAUCUGUAUGAAAGCAGCCCCGUUGCCAGGGAGGUCUGGGACCGCGCAGAUCGACACUUUGUGGAAAACUAUGGGUUUGCCAUCACCGAUAUUGUCAAAAAUAAUCCCAAGGAACUCACAGUCUAUUUUGGUGGCCCCCGCGGUAAGAUCAUUCGUCAGAAUUACAUGUCAAUGACCUUCGAAUCAGUGAAUGCAGAUGGCACAGUCAAGUCCGAGAAGAUCUUCAAAGAAAUUGAUGAAACUACGACCUCAUAUACCUAUAGGUCUCCAACAGGACUUCUGUCAGCCACCCAGUUCACUCAGCCGGCCUUGACUCUGAUGGAAAAGGCGAGCUUUGAAGAUAUGCGCGCCAAGGGUCUCGUUCAAAGAGACAGUACUUUCGCUGGCCACUCACUUGGUGAAUACUCGGCUCUUGCUGCUCUUGCUGAUGUCAUGCCGAUUGAGAGCUUAGUCUCGGUGGUGUUCUACCGUGGCUUGACAAUGCAGGUUGCUGUAGAGCGUGACGAACAGGGUCGCUCGAACUACUCGAUGUGUGCAGUAAAUCCAAGCAGGAUCUCCAAAACAUUUACCGAACAGGCGUUGCAGUAUGUGGUGGAAAAUAUCUCUGAGCAGUCUGGCUGGCUCUUGGAGAUCGUCAAUUACAAUGUGGCUAACAUGCAGUACGUCGCUGCUGGAGAUUUACGUGCUCUUGACUGUUUGACGAACGUCCUCAAUUUCCUGAAAGCCCAGAAAGUUGAUAUUCCAGCUCUCAUGCAGAGCAUGUCUCUCGAAGAUGUCAAGGGUCACUUAGUGCAAAUCAUCCAUGGAUGUAUAGAGCAAACUGAAUCCAAGCCUCAGCCCAUCAACUUGGAACGCGGCUUCGCAACGAUUCCCCUAAAGGGGAUCGAUGUGCCUUUCCAUAGCACAUUCCUCCGUUCAGGUGUCAAGCCUUUCCGCUCAUUUUUGCUUCGGAAGAUCAACAAAAACACGAUAGACCCUAGCAAGUUGAUUGGAAAGUAUAUCCCGAAUGUGACUGCUAGACCUUUCCAGAUUACGAAGGAGUAUUUUGAGGAUGUUUACAGACUGACCAAUUCUCCGCGCAUUGCCCAUAUUCUUGCGAAUUGGGACAAGUAUGAAGAGGGGAAUGAGAAAGGCUCGCCUUCGACCGGUACUGCUGCAGCUUAAAUUCAUGUGCUUGUUCUUGCUGGGUAUUUCUAUGCUUUUACUACUUCACCUUGGCUUGUGCGGUCUUUUUUCUUGGGUUUCUUGUACUGUUCAUAGAAGUUGUAUUUACGGGUAUACUAAUAGCGAUGUCCAUGAUAUUGUUCUAAUAGACUGUUAAGU
Molecule: messenger RNA, 6631 nt
Organism: Monascus purpureus
Lineage: Eukaryota; Fungi; Ascomycota; Eurotiomycetes; Eurotiales; Aspergillaceae
Source: the annotation of a GenBank genome assembly